CCCAACCGAUGCGCACACACACGCACACCUGCUGAAAUAUACAAUUACCUGUUGAGAGUGAUAAAUACAGACACCUAAGAAACAGACAUACACAAACCUGUUGAGAACGAUACAGGCACACACACUCGUUGAGAGAAACACAGAGGCUUAGCCUGGCACCCGUUAAGAGAGACAGAGACACUCAAACAUUCACAGAGAUCAAAGCAAAGAAGUCAUGACCACGUCGUCUCCGUACCCAAGCAUGCCGCUUCCGUUCAUCAUGACAGACGACACCGGGAGAUUCUACAUCAACGAGGACACGGCGCAGGUUCUGGGGAAAAUCAAGAAGCCCGUGGUGGUGGUGGCGAUAGCCGGGAAAUAUCGAACCGGAAAAUCCUUUCUCAUGAACCGACUCGCAAAAGCAGUGAAACCUGUCUUAAAGCUGGACAUGCAUCCCAAGUUUGCGAUUAAGAGGUCAGAAGGAGAAUCAAGCCUACAUCAUAGUAAAGAACCAGAUGGAGAGGAAUUAACCAAUGUGAGGAACAUGGUCAAGCGCUGGGCAAUGAUUGGACCUGGGAAAUUUGAGCAGACGGAACCAAAUGCCAGACCUGCACUUCCCACACCCCGGCGGUCCAGAGGCUUCUCACUGGGUAAUACAGUGCAGUCCCACACCAAGGGUAUCUGGAUCUGGCCAGUCCGUCACCCCCGCGACGAGAGGAAAUGUCUGCUGCUGCUGGACACAGAGGGGCUGGGCGAUGUGGAGAAGGCCAAUGGGGAGCAUGACAUCUGGUUGUUCGUCAUGGCCGUGCUGCUCUCAAACAUCCUGGUCUACAACACCGUGGGGACUCUGGACCACUCCGGCCUGGAGCAGCUACAGUAUGCAAAGGAUGUUGCGCAGUAUGUCAAAACAACGGUAGAAUCUCAUAAAGACAACCCAAAGGAUCUGGACAAGUACUUCCCAUCCCUCAUCGUCUGUGUACGCGACUUCAUGCUGACGUUGGAGUUGAAUGGAAAUCCUUGCACUGCUGACGACUACAUGGAGCAUUGCUUUAAAAUACGCAAGGCAGAGACACAACGUGGUCAAGAAGAAGCAAACAAGACAUUCAACAAGCAGCGCGACAUAAUGUGCCAAUAUUUUAAGAAGCGCAAGUGCUUCACGUUCCCCAUGCCAGUCAACCCAGAAGACUUGAGCAAGCUGGAGACCAUUCCAGAUAAAGAUCUCAAACCUGGCUUCCUUGAGGUUGCGAAUGAAUUCACAUCCCACAUCCACCAGGAGGUCAAGUACAAGAACAUUGAUGGAGUCAUCCUCACGGGACAGCUGUUCUUGCAGGUUGCAGGGAUGUACAUUGAGGCGCAGCGUUCUGGUGACAUGGUCUGCAUCGAGAACACACGGGUACAGGUGGUGCAGCUCGCCAACCUGCAGGUAGUGGAGGAUGCCAAGGGACUCUACCAGAAGGAGUUGGAAAGCAUCUUAGUCGACUUUCCACUAAAAACCUGUCAGCUCUACAAGCACCACGAGAAGUGUAUGGAGAAAGCUCUGGAUCUCUUCUACGGUCACGCUGUGCUCGAUUGGGAGCACACGCACGAGAAGGAGUUGCUGGAGCACAUGGAGAAAAUGUGUGUGAGUUUGGUGACACACAACAAGCAGCAAUCGCAGGAAAAGUGCAGAAUACGACUCAAAGAACUGUACUGGCUGGUAGAUGAGCAGUACCAGGACUUCAUGCAGCCUGGGGGCUUCAUGAAAUACCAGGCUGUGAUGAAGAAGAUUGAAGAGGAUUACUUUGAGACCACAGGGCUCGGAGACGAGAUGACGAAUAUGUACAAGGAAUUUCUGGAGCAGAAUAUGGAAAGUGGUAAGGCGAUCCUAAUGGUGGACAAGACGUUGACCAGCGUUCAACAGCAGAACAUGGAGUUCAAGCAGAAGGAAGCGAGAAUGGCACUGGAGCUAAAGACCAUGAAGGAGGCACAAGAAAACCAUGAGAAGGAGAUUUCGUACCUUCAAAAUCAGCACCAGAGCUUUUUGAAGUUAUUCAGCAAGCAUAUGGAUGUGAUCAAGACACACACGGAUGAAAACAUCGAAGACAUAGAGCAGAACCACGAGGAGAAGAUGGACAAAAAUAAAAAAUGCAUCAUCAGCUAAGCGUGGUUGGUGAAGAUGCAAUUAUGCUGCAGGUCAAAUGUGAAACAUAUGAACACCAUCACCCAUCAUUCGCCAAUAAUCAUUAUCAACCACGAUCAAUCCAUGUUGGUUGAUAUUACUGACCAGUGUGGUGAAGAAUGGCAAAACAACCCACGUGAAUAAAACAUGAGGAGCACUUCAUCCAGCAGUGAAAUUACAAGAGGCUGAACAUUUUUUUCAUUCAUCAUCAGCCAUGAUAAAUCCACUGUUGAAUAGAAUUGUUUAUGAACAUUCGGCAUCUCCCACAGUCUUCUAACCAGUAAUAUGUACUGCACAUUUUCAGAUGAACAUAAUUCAUUAUAAUAAAAUGAUUAGAUUAACCCUGAUCUUCCCUUCACACUUGGAGGGGGGCGGGGUCGCACUUCGACGUCACAGUGUUAGAUGUACAACUUCCGAUUUACUAUUCGGCUUCGAGAGGCCCACACAGUCGGAUUUUCCUCGGGCCUCGCACUCCCCUUUGGAUGGCCCUGAAAAAUACUGCCCAUAGCCUCACCACUGCCUAAAGACUCAACACUGCCCAUAUACGCAACACUGCCCAUAGACUCGACACUACCCAUGCACUCAACACUGCCCAUAGACUCACAGCAGAGCCGUCUCUAGAGUACGGCAAAUCGGGGUGACGGCUCCAGGCCCUGUGUUUUAUGGUGUCUGGGUGCCCACAGUGGGAUUUUCUCCAGGCCCCACACCCUCCGAUGGACGACUCUGCCCAGAGGACCUCAAUGUGUACGGCUCCUCAUCCUGCCACAACUAUCCCUUCCGUAUCUCUCGAACACUUAACUGGUUCCCACUCAAUUUAUAUAUUGAGAAAAUUUACAUGAUAAAUACGCUUAUUCCCACCUAACUGCACGGUAUAGUUUUAUUAUUUGGUUCUUUCGGUUAAGUCACGUGACUUAACCGAAAGAACCAAAUAAUAAUUCCUGCAGUCACGAAAGUUCUAAAAUUAAGAUUGCACGGUAUAGUUUGCCUCUCAAAUAUUUUUUUAAUAAAUUCAAUAAGUACCAAGUAUGUACAACUUUAUCCAUAUCGUUGACAUAAAUUGGUUACUCUAAAGCUCAGUGUCACUCGAAAGCCAACGGAAAAGAGGCAUAGGGCCUUUAAGAAAGAUGUGUAUCUUAAAGUAAGUGGUGGUGCCGUUACCAAAUAUGUGGACGUUUAAAAAGAGGUGGGCCUUCAAGAAAGGGAUUGGGCCUUCAAGAGGUGGCUAGUUGCAUAAUCACAUUGCAGGAUUAAGAGAGAUGGUGAUGGCUGGAGAUGCCUAGAUCCAGAAGUAGAUGGAUCUUGGCGGAAUAUGACUAUAUAACAUUCUUUAAAUUUAAUUUGCAUUAUAUUCUCCGUAACAUUUUUGUUAAAUUUCUUAUACCUUAUAUACUAUGAAACAUAAUCUAUAGCACUAAAUAUGCAUACUAUAUUAAGAAAAAAUUCGAUUGCAUUUCAUACACAUUAUAUACUAUAUAAAUCCAGCCAUUUUUAAAUCCUUUAUAUUAAGUUCACUUGCUUGCUUGCUUGUGCGCUUACGACCGUGCAAAUCUUUCGGUCGUUUUUUAACCCACUUCCCGUGAUCCAAUCGAGCUGACAUUUUGCACACAGACUCGUUGUGUGUGACAAUUUAUUUUCGUGAAAACAAUUUCCAAAAAAUUUUCAACAUUUUAGAAAUUUUUUUUUAUAUUUAAUUACCAAUUGCUUAAUGGUGGCAGGCAAUCAUCUGACCCAUAGGUGGCAGCCAUCUCAAGCCAGAGGACGAGAGGACUCUAGCCGCCACGCAUAUAAAGGAUUUAUAGUGAAAAACUUUGUUUUUACGGGUUAAUUUUUACUCUGCUCAGUUAGGUCUGACUUAGGCAGGCAUCUUUAGCACAAGAUAUAGUAAGUCAGAGGAAUGACCCAGAAAGGCAAAGUGACUGGCUUUCUGGAUUGCUCUUCUAAUUAGUUUGUUUGCUGUGUAGGUUUUAUCGAACGACGCAGAUUUGGUCAGAUCAUUGUGGCCUAACCCAAAUCAAUCAUGAAUGUAUAAUUUGACGCAGACAUAUGUGUCAAGGUGGGCAUUCUCGUUUAAUGCAGGCAAUACUUCAAUUGCAGAUGUUCCUCAAAGUUAUGUUUUGUUUAAACUCUUCGUUGACUUAGAUCUGAUAUGCUCGUUCUAUUAAAAUCAAAUUAAUUCGGGUAAGCUAUGAAAGCAAUGUGAAACUAGUAUUUUACACAAUGUGUAUCUCUGUAUUUGAUUGCUUGAAGGUGGUCGUUUGUUGAUUGAUUUUUGA
Molecule: messenger RNA, 4410 nt
Organism: Lethenteron reissneri (Far Eastern brook lamprey)
Lineage: Eukaryota; Metazoa; Chordata; Hyperoartia; Petromyzontiformes; Petromyzontidae
Product: guanylate-binding protein 1-like
Molecular function (GO): GTPase activity; GTP binding
Source: RefSeq, a predicted model, not a curated record